AAAUGGAACAAUUAUGACACGUUUCGUCAAAUAAACGUCAGGCAAAGAACGAAACCGCAGUCCCAGGUCGAUUAAAGCCCUGAGUUUCUUAAAUUGUGGCCCAAAAUUGGGACCUUUAGGCUGCAACUCAUUGAUCGUCAAAAAUUUUAAAUUAAUUUUGAUCCGGUUUGUCGGGUAGUCCAGUAAUCGGGACAAUAUACAGGUGGACACCAGCCUUCAACUAGAGCUACACUUUUAAGCCGGAAAAUGAGUGCCCCCGUCUAUGUGGAAGAAGAAUUGGGCCGAAAAUGGGACAAGUGCUUAUCGGACUCCGUCAUUAAGUUCGGUGGAGGAAUCGUGCUGGGCAGUGUAUUUUCGUUGUUGUUCUUCAAAAGACGACGAUGGCCAAUUCUGAUGGGAGGCGGUUUUGGCGUGGGAAUGGCCUAUUCAAAUUGCGAGAAAGAUAUAAAUGCCACAAUACGUAGUUGUGAUCCACAUAGUCCUUCCAACGAGAAGAAGUGAGCUAUUUUAGCAGCACCCGCAUAGGAUACUACUGCCUCUUAGUAACUAUCAUACUGUAUGGUUCUAAUUUAUUUUGGAAAUCACACAUAGCAUGUAUAUAUAUUUUCUAUUAUAAUAAAUACGUUUGUUUGUUUUCCUC
Molecule: messenger RNA, 640 nt
Organism: Dendroctonus ponderosae (mountain pine beetle)
Lineage: Eukaryota; Metazoa; Arthropoda; Insecta; Coleoptera; Curculionidae
Product: MICOS complex subunit Mic10
Exons: 2
Coding region: 247-501 (84 amino acids)
Cellular component (GO): mitochondrion; MICOS complex; mitochondrial inner membrane
Source: RefSeq, a predicted model, not a curated record